Messenger RNA from Helianthus annuus (common sunflower), 864 nucleotides. Its product is annotated as putative F-box/FBD/LRR-repeat protein At4g03220. Gene Ontology annotation, molecular function: protein binding. NCBI's taxonomy places the organism in Eukaryota, Viridiplantae, Streptophyta, Magnoliopsida, Asterales, Asteraceae. The transcript has a single exon. Bases 1 to 864 code for a protein of 287 amino acids. The record is from RefSeq and is a predicted model, not a curated record.
AUGGGUGAUAGAAAGAGGAUGAAUGUAGAAGGAGAUCGGCUAAGCAGCUUGCCGGAUGAUCUUAUCCAUAAAAUCCUGUCUUUUGUUACCAUCAAACGUGCUGUUGAAACAAGUGUUUUGUCACCCAGAUGGAGGUAUAUCUGGACUUCAAUGCCCUAUCUCAAUUUCUCAACUGAAGAUUUUCAAAGUUUUUGGUAUCCAAGCAAGUUCUCCACAUUUGUUGAACGUGUUCUUAGUGGCAUAAACAAUCAAAUCAAUGUGUCUUCUGUCGACCUCACUUUUAUAGGAACGGUUAGACACAAGUCUGUCACAAAAAUUAUGAAGUACGUAUUUUCCCACAAUGUCCAACAACUGAAUAUUACAUGCUUAUCGGCAAAGAUGUUCGUUACCACUCACUUCCAUUCUUGGUCUCUCAAGCAUUUCACUUUGACCGGGUCUAGUCACAAACUUACUUUCAGGAGCCCAACUACUUGGAAGAUGCAAGCUUUAGCAACAUUGAAUCUCUAUUAUGUCACAUUGCAUGAUGCCAAUACUGACAAGUGUGCUGGUUUUUUCUCCGCUUAUGCAAACUUGAAGGAUCUCACCAUAAAGAAUUGCAGAAUGGUGGGUGGAUUGGAUGGUUUCAAUAUAUGUCAUGCUGGACUAACUAGUCUAACACUUGAAGAUGGUUUUACACGUAUCAAUGUGGAUACGCCUCAACUCAAGAAUCUCACUAUAAAAAAUUGGAAAGGGGUGCAUCUGAUUUCUGCCCCCAAUCUUUCCUCUUUGCAUUAUAAAGAUCCAUCUUAUGAUGUUCAUGAAGAUGAUCUUUUGCAGCUUUCUACUGAUCUUCUACAUUUGGAGAAGGCAAAAUAUAUGUAUUAA